CAGCAUUAAAAUGGAUUUCAUAAAGUCUGCUGGAACUGCGCUUAUUCUAGCCAUAUUGUAUCUAUAUUUCUUUAGAGAUUCGAACAAAUUCUCCAAGCAACGUAUAAUUCUCUCUGAUAAUAUCAAUGACGAAUAUGAUUACGUCAUUGUGGGCGGGGGAUCGGCAGGUUCCGUACUGGCUUCGAGAUUGUCUGAAGAUAGGUCCAAGUCUGUUCUUUUGUUGGAAGCUGGCGGUUUCUAUGACGAAAAUUCCAACAUCCAUUCACCUUUACAUUGGCCAAUUCUGCAAAGGACAGAAAUUGAUUGGUCUUAUUUUACCGAACCCCAGGCACAUUCUUGUAUCGGACUUAAAUAUCACCAGGGUUAUUGGCCACGUGGAAGAGUUCUAGGCGGAUCUGGUGCUAUAAAUGCUAUGAAUUAUAUUCGUGGCAGUCGUUUUGAUUACGAUGAAUGGGAAAGGCGCGGCUGUAGUGGUUGGAGUUACAAGGAGGUCCUUCCGUACUUUUUAAAAUCAGAGGAUAUCCAAAUCGAAGAAUUGAAGUUAUCAAGAUACCACAAUACGGGAGGUCCAAUGGCCGUUUCUGGCGGUAGUGUAACACCUAUAGCAGAUAUAUAUCUAGAAGCCGGCAAGGAGCUUGGGUAUAACAUCACUGAUAAUAAUGCGGAAACCCAGGAAGGCUUUAGUAAAGCUCAACUGAAUGUAAGAAAGGGUGUUAGGGAUUCAUCUGCAGUGGCUUUUCUAGGAAGCUUUGAAAAGCGUCAAAAUUUAGAUAUCGUGAUCAAUACUUUUGUUACAAAAGUGGAUAUCAAAAAUAAGAAAGCAACUGGGGUAUAUUAUAUCCGAAAUGGAAAAAAGGAGUUUGUUAAAGCAAAACUUGAGGUGCUUCUAUCAGCUGGUGCAAUCAACUCUCCACAAUUAUUGAUGCUUUCGGGCAUAGGUCCUAAAGAACAUCUACAAGACCAUAAUAUCCCCGUCCAUGCUGAUUUGCCGGUUGGUGAAAAUCUACAAGAUCACCUAUCUAUUUAUCUAUUUAGUAAAAUAAAUGAAUCAAUAAGUUUAUCACCGCAAGUUUUGUCAAGUUUAAAAACACAUCUGCAAUACAAAUUAUUUGGAACUGGUCCUCUUUCAAUGGGUUGGACAGAUGGGUCUGCUUUCUUCACCACAGAUGAGAAAAAACUUGGACUGUCGUACCCUGAUAUACAAACCUUAUUCGUCAGUGCACUGAUUCCAAUUUCUAAUAAUAACUUUAAAGAUGCAAUAAAGGACGAGUAUGAAUUAGCUAAAUAUAGUACUGAGGGAUUCACAACAGUUCUUAUUGCUACACAUCCGCGAAGUAGAGGGACCAUUAGACUUAACACAACUGAUCCAUUUGAUCACCCGUUAAUUGAUCCGCAGUAUUUUGUUGAUAAGAGUGAUGUGAAGGAUUUUAUUGCUGGAAUUCGUAUUUGGGAAAAGUUUCUAGAAACUGAGACAAUGAAAAAACUUGGGAUAAAUAUCGAAGACAUGAAAAUGUCAUUUUGUGCUCACCAUGAAUUUAGAACAGAUGAAUAUUGGGAAUGCAUGGUACGCCAUCUAGCGAUAACUAUGUAUCAUCCGUGCUGCACGUGCAAAAUGGGAUCUGACGUCGACAAAACUACUGUAUUAGACUCAAAAUUGCGUGUAAAAGGAAUAAAUGGUCUCAGAGUUGUAGAUGCUUCAGUUUUCCCUCAAACUAUAGCUGGAAACACUAACGCACCUACAAUUAUGGUUGCGGAAAAGGCUGCUGAUAUCAUACGUGGUAUUGAUUCAGUAAAAAGACUGCGAGAUAAUUUACCUGAUAGAAUCUAAUUUGCCUUUUAAUUCAAAAGCAACAGUCUGGAUUCUUCAUAUACGUUAAGAUACAAGUGGGCGAUAUCAAUGAUAAUUUCUACUAUUAAUGUACAGAUGGAAUAUAUUUUGAGUUAAAUUUUGAGACGGUGACUGUUUAAAGAACUCUGUGAUACUCGUUAAUCCGGACCCCGCUUAUUUCGAUUUUUAUGUGUUUCGAAAUUUAUCUUUUUUUGUUUGUUUAGAUCAUAGUUCGGCGUUUCGUUAUCAAGCAUUACUUUUCAAUAAUUUGACAUAUACGGUUUUCACUUGUUUACUUGUAGCAAGGUAACAGACUUGUUUGUGAUCGUUGAGAGUAACAUGCUUAUUUUUUACUUACGUAUACUGCAUUUCGAAGCACAGUUUCUGAAGCUUUCGCUGUCUUAACAAUCAAUUAUCAUAGUAUUGCAAGCAAUCCAUAAGUCCCCUACCGGUAAGAACCCCAGCAAAAUUCUGAAGGGCCAUUGGCCAUUCACUUAUGUUUCUAUUUUAAGUAAAUUUGUUGAAAAAGUUCUUUAAAAGUGAUCACAGGAAACAGUGUUUAUGUACAGACGGACUGAAGGACACUCUAAAGUUAUUUUUUUAAACAUCCCUGUUAUCAAAAUAUAACAUUUUUAAAAGCAAAAUUUUUAAAAAGGAGAUAACUCUUGAAAUGAAGAUGUCAUAUAUCAAAGAACAAUUAGUUAUAAAGGUAUGAAUAAUGAAUGUUUAUUUUGGAUUUGAAGUAAAUGAAAGUUAAAAAACGAAUAAGAAAAAUUAAAAGUUUAAGGAGGAGAUAAUUCUGGAAAUAUGGAUGCUAGAUUUAUAAACCUUGUCAUAUAAUUAUGAUGUGAGAGUUUGAAGAAAAUCCUAUCAUGAUUGAAGAAGUUGGAGUAAAAAUUACCAAUUUCUCGAAAGAAAGUCUAAGUUCAAAAGGGGCAUA
Ruditapes philippinarum (Manila clam) is the source of this 2768-nucleotide messenger RNA. RefSeq names its product glucose dehydrogenase [FAD, quinone]-like. The record is from RefSeq and is a predicted model, not a curated record. Lineage: Eukaryota; Metazoa; Mollusca; Bivalvia; Venerida; Veneridae. The coding region runs from base 11 to 1828 and encodes 605 amino acids. Gene Ontology annotation, molecular function: flavin adenine dinucleotide binding; oxidoreductase activity, acting on CH-OH group of donors. The transcript has a single exon.